AUGCUCAAAGGAUUCAAACGAUCUGGCCGAGACAGUGGCGGUAAGAGUAGAAUUACAUCUGCAGACAUAUCUGGCCCAACUGCAGACCACAGCAAUGUGGUAAAACAAAUGAAGACGGUACCAAUACGGUCAGGAUCAUUAGCUUCGAGCCAGUCAGAAGGAACGAGCAAGUCAAUGCUUCCACAAGAAAAAGUUAUCAAAGCUCUGUACAAUUAUCAGGCUCAGUCGCCGAAAGAACUUUCAUUUGUGAAAGGAGAGUUUUUCAUUGUUCAAGCUGAGGACAAAGAGUGGUACGAUGCCGCGAAUCCCAAUGACCAACGGAGAGGAAUGGUACCAAAGAGUUACUUUGAAAGCUUUUCCAGAAGGAGCUCGGAUUCACAUACAGGAAACGGGUUUCCACUAACGCAGCCGCAGCAACAACCACAGCAAAUUCGCGAAAACUCCAUGGCUAUGGCAAUGGCACAAAGAUCUGGAUCCUUAUACGCUAUAGUCUUAUAUGAUUUCCGCGCAGAAAAAUCUGACGAACUUACAACUUAUGCUGGCGAAAAUUUGUUCAUCUGCGCUCAUCACAAUUUCGAGUGGUUUAUCGCUAAGCCCAUAGGUCGCCUAGGAGGCCCAGGUCUUGUUCCAGUAGGUUAUGUGAGCAUCAUCGAUAUCGAUACUGGGUACGCGACAGGUAACGAAAUCAGUGACGAUAUACACUCUGCCAACUUGCCCACAGUUCAAGAGUGGAAAAACAAUGUGGCGAAAUACAAAGCCAGCAAUAUAUCUUUAAGCUCACCUGAAAAUAAGCGACAACAGCGGAUGAGUUCGCACAGAAACUCUCUAAGCCAAGCCAACGUACCGAAUCACGAUUCUUAUUUCAAGUCUGCAAUAACUCAUGCAGCUGUGGACUCGUUUUCGCUGGAAGGCGACAAGUUUUGGUUCAAUGUGGUAUGUGAGCUACCAGAUGGUAGAACUCGUACUUUGAAAAGAUAUUAUGAAGACUUUUACGACCUCCAAGUAAAACUUUUAGACACAUUUCCUGCUGAGGCUGGAAAGCUCAGGGACGUGAGAGGUCAAUGGACUAAAAGGAUUAUGCCUUACAUCCCUGGCCCUGUACCUUAUAUCACAGACUCGAUCACGAAAAAGAGAAAAGAUGAUCUCAACAUUUAUGUCCGCGACUUGAUUGCUCUACCAAUGCACAUAUCACAAUGUGAUUUGGUCAGGUCGCUUUUUAGCGUUCGAAACAAUAAUUUUGACAAGGAAUAUACUCAAGAGCCAACGAUGACUCUAAAUCAACCGACCAACACAACUGAAAGUUCCCAAAACACGUCAUCUUUGUCCAAAAAGGCCGAGGACUCAACCCUUACAGGCGACGAUCUAAAAGUCUACGAAAUGAUGAACGGCCUUUCGCUAAAGAACUCCAAACCACAUUCUCGUCCGCCAAGUGUAUCACCUCCACAGAUGAAGCCUACGAAAAUUAAGUUUUACUACAAAGAUGACAUUUUCGCGCUUUUAUUGGACUCCAACAUAACUUAUACCGAAUUACGCACUAAGAUCGCACCACGGAUCGAGAGCCCAUCUUUCAAGCUGUACGUAAAAUUGGAGAAUUCUGUAGGCGAAGAAGUGACGGGUGACGCUCAAGUCUCAGAGGUGAUCCAGGAUAAGUUGAAAAUACUAGUUGAAGAUGCCUAG
Molecule: messenger RNA, 1677 nt
Organism: Lachancea nothofagi CBS 11611
Lineage: Eukaryota; Fungi; Ascomycota; Saccharomycetes; Saccharomycetales; Saccharomycetaceae
Source: the annotation of a GenBank genome assembly